UCAAUUCCAACGAGUCUGAAACAGCAGAGUGUAUAGACCGGUCGUCAAAAAUGUGGGUAGUUUGAGAGGUGGUAUCGAGGUUCAUGUUCGCCGAGUCCCCGGCUAUGAUCGAAGCGCGCUCUCGCGCUGGAGUGUCAUUUUGGACCUGUUUUGGACCCCCCAUUUCGCCCAACGAACCGAUCACAACGAGCCGAGCCCAACUCGCAUGCUCACCAAGAUAUCGGCCAGCAAACAACUGACCAUGUCAGCUCCGACACAGGAUACUCCCGGUGAACUGCCCCGGCUCCGGGCAAGGGUGGACACGCUGGAUGCCGAACUCGUUCGCCUGCUGAACGAGCGGGCCUCCAUUAGCGUCGGGAUUGGGUUGGCGAAGCGGAAGGAUGCCGAGAAGACCGGCGGGGUCGCCGACGAGCAUAUCCACAGACCGAGCAGAGAAAUGCAGAUAUACGAGCGGCUCGAAACCCUCAACAGCGGCCCGCUCCCGACCUCGGCAAUCCAGUCCAUCUUCCGCGAAGUCAUGUCGGCCAGCAUCUCCCUCCAAAAAGAGACGACGAUCGCCUUCCUCGGCCCCCGGGGCACCUACUCCCACCAAGCCGCCUUCGAGCGCUUCGGCGACAGCUGCCAGUACGUGGAGCAAGAGACGAUCAAGGACGUGUUUGAUGCCGUGGCGGGCGGGUCGGUGACGUACGGGGUGGUUCCGUUUGAGAACUCGCGGUUUGGGUCCGUGCAGCCGACGCUGGAUGUGUUUUGUGCGUUGCCCGGUGGGAAGGUGCAGAUUCGCGCGGAGCAUUAUUUGGCGGUGCAUCAUGUGCUGUUAAGGAAUAAGGAUACGACGAGGGGCCAGAUUAGGAAGAUUUAUUCUCAUGCGCAGGGAUUCGGACAAUGCCAGACCUUCCUCAACCAGCACAUGCGCGGCGUAGAGCGAGUGAACGUGUCCUCCACCGCCAAAGCCGCCGAGCUCGCCUCCCGCGAGCACGGAGCAGCCGCAAUCUGCAGCCUCGGAUGCGCAAGCAUCUACGGCUUGGAUGUGGAGGAGAAGAAUAUCGAGGAUGCUGCAGACAACACAACCCGCUUCUUCAUCCUUGGCAACGCCUCCGACAUGCCCUCCGGCAACGACCGCACCCUCGUGUUCUUCACAGUGGACCACCGGCAACCAGGUGCGCUCUGUGACGCACUCAACACGCUCAAAACGCGGAAUAUCAACCUGACCAAGAUCGAUUCGCGGCCUUCGGGUCAGCGGCCUUGGCAUUAUUUCUUCUUCCUCGAGCUGACGGGUCACAUGGCCGACGAGCAAGUCAAGGCUGCGUUGGCGGAUAUGAAUGCGUUCUGUUUGGAUAUCACGAUGUUGGGGUCUUAUCCUGCUCAACAACCUUGAAUGUGUGUGACAUGACACGGCGUACCCGCAAUUCAUUCCGGGCGUACGGCGGUGUCUGAGGGACACGCCAUGUUUUCAUUUCAU
This is a messenger RNA of Fimicolochytrium jonesii, 1459 nucleotides long. Its product is annotated as Prephenate dehydratase-domain-containing protein. The transcript is spliced from 8 exons. Lineage: Eukaryota; Fungi; Chytridiomycota; Chytridiomycetes; Spizellomycetales; Powellomycetaceae. Gene Ontology annotation, cellular component: cytoplasm. Gene Ontology annotation, biological process: L-phenylalanine biosynthetic process; chorismate metabolic process. Bases 206 to 1375 code for a protein of 389 amino acids. Gene Ontology annotation, molecular function: prephenate dehydratase activity; chorismate mutase activity. The record is from RefSeq and is a predicted model, not a curated record.